GCCUCACGCUACGUAAACAUCAGCUGUUGCCUUCAGGCUCCGGGAGCUGCCUCCGUGCUAACAGGUUGUUAGCUGUUAGCCCCGGCGAGCUAACGCAAUGUCGGCGCAGGUAAACGCGGCACCGUCGCGUCUGGGAGUUUGACAACACGCGGAGGAUCCGGCGAACAUGUGGAAACGUGACCGCGUUUAGGAAGGAAUCUGACAAAAAGAUGGACAAGCCUUUUGACCCUAAACCCCCGAGGAGACUGAUAAAGGAGCCUGCUGAGUCUCACACAGCUUCAUCGCCCCAUCUGAUUUUACCAAAUCCUUAUGUGUCUGGCCAUAUUUCAAAGGGGAACCAGUCAGGUCUGAGCCCAAAGGCAGCUAGAAGAGGAGACGUACCAAGGAAUCAUGGCUACAACAACAGUCGUCGUGUUGGAGACUCCAGUGAUGAUUUGCUAUGGAGAGACAGGUCUACACGGGAUCCACAAGCAAAGGCAUCAAGAAGCAACAAUGGCUCCUCAGCUCAAAGCAGAGUCAUGGACAAGAGCACAACGGAUGCACAGAGAAGAGGUUUUAGAGGAACCAGAUCUGCCACGAACUCUGCAGGGACGUCAAAACCAGCACAGACCAACUUGGUCCCAUUUGAAGUGAAGAUGGCGGAUUUCCCAGAGCUGGCUGGUUUUCCACCGAGCAAAGCAGCCCCCUCUCUUCUUCAGAAAGAGUGCUGGGGUCCAAUUCCUCCGCCCAUGAGCCCUCAAACGCAACCGCCUGCAUCUACCUGGAAGUCUGGCAGGAGACGAUCCCCAACACGGCCUGAUCCCCAACAAAGAGGCGUCAAUGUAAAACCAGAUCCCCUUGCCAUCCCAGCAGAUCAGCCAGCGGCGGCAUCCUGGGCUAAUGUCGCCUCUCAGCCUCCGAAGAAAAUCGUCCUUAAAGAAGAAAAGACAAUCACCAGCAACCGCAAGCAGACGGAGGAAAACGCUGCAUCGCAGGAGGAGGGCACUGCUGGGAAGAAGAGGCGCAAGAAAAAGAAGAAGAGAGCUAAAGGUGCUGAUGAAGAUGAAGAUUUGGAGUUUGAAGAACCUGCAAUUUAUCAGGAGCCUCCGAAGUUUGAGGAUGAAGAGGAGUUUCCAGGCUUGACUCCUGCUCUGACUCGGACCGACAGAUUCUUAAGCAGCAGCAAUGCAGCUAAGCUAUGCAAUGAGGAAAACCAAAGAAUCGGAGGUCAGCACCUGGCUGCUGACCAGAACAAGGAAAAGUCUAAUGCAGCAAAAACUCAGUCCACAGAGACGACUAAGAAAGGACAGGUGUCAGGGAAGAAAAGCAAAGUUCCUGUUCAGCUGGACAUCGGGAACAUGUUGGCCGCCCUGGAAAAGAAGCAGCAAUCUCAAAAAGCCAAGCAAGAUGCCAAACCAGUCAUUCUCUCAGUUGGUGGGGGACUACCUGUUGCCCAGAAGCAGGGGUCCGUCCAGAAGAAGCCGCCCUGGCAGCAGGGUCAAGUCGCACACAAUCCUCUGGACUCCACCUGCCCAAUGGUGAAGAAAGGAAAACAGAGAGAGGUGCCCAAAGCCAAGAAACCCACUCCUCUCAAAAAGGUCAUUUUGAAGGAAAGGGAGGAGAGGAAGCACAAGCGUUUGCUGGAGGAGCGAGGUCUGGUUUCUGAGGAUGAGCUCAAACCUGUUAAUGAUGCAGAUGAAGAGCAGUGCGACAUAACUAUCACAGAUGAGGUUGGGAGUCCUACAGAGGAUCUGGACGAUCAGUCCGAGUUCAGUGGCACAAACCUGAUGGUGAGCGAAUGCGAAGAGGAGAACGAAAAGGAGGAAACCGUAGAGCAACAAACCACCUCACCUGUGCCCUGCGCAGUCAGUCGGCCCAAAAUCCACAGCAGGAAGUUCAGAGACUACUGCAGCCAGAUGCUGAGCAAAGAUGUGGAUGAGUGUGUGACGACGCUGCUGAAGGAGCUGGUGCGUUUCCAGGACCGCCUGUACCAGAAGGACCCCAUGAAGGCCCGCAUGAAGAGACGCAUCGUGAUGGGGCUCAGAGAGGUCCUGAAGCACCUCAAACUCAGGAAGGUCAAAUGCGUCGUCAUCUCCCCAAACUGUGAACGUAUCCAAGCCAAAGGCGGCCUGGACGAGGCGCUGCACAACAUCAUCGACACGUGUCGUGAGCAGGGGGUACCCUUUGUGUUUGCGCUCUCCAGGAAAGCUUUGGGUCGCUGCGUCAACAAGGCGGUGCCAGUCAGCCUGGUGGGCAUCUUCAACUAUGAUGGUGCACAGGACCACUACCACAAGAUGAUCGAGCUGUCUUCUGAGGCCCGGAGAGCUUAUGAGGUGAUGGUUUCAAGUCUGGAGCAGAGCGACCAGGCCGAGGCAGAACAGGCAGCGAACAGUGAGGAAGAGCUGCAGAUCAGCAGCAUGGCUGAGGAGGCUGAGCCCAGUCCAGAGAGCACACAUCCAGAGGACCCAGAAUACUUAACAAUUUGGAAGAAGAUGUUGCAGAAGGAGUACAACCACACAUUUUUGAACUUUGAGGAGCAGCUCAGCUCCUUGUGUUUGGACAGUGAAUGUACUGAAAACACUGAUGAAGAUGUGAAGAGUUGACAGUGGUGAAGCCCUCUGUGCCUAACAAAAAAAAAUGAACCCACACGUGCUGAUCACCAGCAAAGAAGAAACGAGGAUGGACUUAAUUUCCCAUUCAGAAAAACUGCAGCACAAGGUACUUCUGCUGCAGCAGAGCUCAACCUGAGGGAUUUGUCAGGAAAUUUAUAAUUUUGCUAAUAUUGGCAAUGAAUCUUUUUUUCUUUAAUGACUAGAGUAAUAUUUUUGUGUUUUGAGUUAAAGAUAAAUGGGCAAAUCUGUGUAUAUAAAGGGUGUGUGUGCGUGUGAGGGUGUUUCUAAACUGGAAAUGAACCACUGAGACACUAGGACCAAAGCUGUCACUUGAAAAAGAUCCCACAAUAUGAAUUUUGUGUGUAGAAUAUGAACAGACUGAGAAAUAAUCAGUGAUCACUUUGUUUUAGCCGUUGUGUUGCAGCUUUUGAUUUUUUUACGAAUUACCUUAAGUUAAUCGACAGGAACACGAGAGAAAUAAGUGGAAACGAUGCGAGAGAGGAGGGAGGACAUUCACAGACGGCCUGCAGCCAGGCUCGGGUCUGCAUCUUGUACGGGCUGAAAUAUGGAUCAGUGAGAUUUUUAAUUUGUGAAAUGAUGCUUGUUUAUCUCCCUCUGUAAAACUGUAGGAAAAUACACUACAGGGAAUUUAAGUUUGUGAAUGUAGAAAAGAUAAAACAAUUAGAAACCAAGCACUCAAAGUGACCACACAUGAUACGCUUGACACUUUAAUUUCUUGUAUUUGCUUUUGGGAGAAUGUUUAAAGCCGAUUUAAUAAGUGAGUGUACAUUGUUUUGUCACUUUUCAAAUAUGGACACACAGCAUGUGUUAAACCUGUCACUAACUGCUGUGUUGUGUGGGUUUGUGAAACAGCUUGUGGUCCUGUGUAACUUCCAUGUUGCACUCAGUGUGGGAAGUUUCAGUUUCGUUGAAUUAUUUCUCAACAUCAUUUCAUCUCAUUGAUCCUUACUUGAGCCCAGUCUGACACCUCCAGGCCACGGUUGCACAACUAGGUUGAGUUUAAAGUUAGAAAUUGAACUUUGUUAUUAAUUUACCUUUAAAAAAUGACGUGAGAAAAUAGUUGUUAAAAGGAGACUGUGCUACAUAGUAGAGUGUGUUUUUGUUGGUAUACAGUAGGUACAAUGCACAAUAUGUUGGGCUGCCAGGAAUUAAGUUCUUGUAAUAAGAAAAUCUGCCUGUUGGUGGUUGAGUCACAUGGCAAACUGACUAGAAAAUUGCUUAAUUCUUCUUUUUUUUUAAAGACAAUUUUACAGUCAUUGAAAUUGCUCAGUGACAAUCACCUUCAAAAAGCAAUAAAUUCCCACAUUUGAAAGGGGCUAAAUUAAGUCCGAAUUUCAUUGAGCUGAAGAUUCACUUCUGAUUAUCUGAUCAUUACUUAUGGAAGUCAAAAUUACUAAUAUUAACAUUUUUAGUUGUGUAAAAGUGAUUUAAAUGUCUGAUAUGGGGAAAAAAAAGUCUUAAGUGCCGACAAAGAACCUCAGUGAAUCUUGUGGGAUUUGCUUCAGGCACAAUGGACAUGAGGUUGUGUCCAAGUUGAUUGUGUCUUGAUGCACUGACAAAAAAUAUGAAAGUUUAACAAGAAAUUGGUUUGUUGUUAAUUAUAUUAUUUGUCAACGUGUAACUGAAUUUUGAUCUGAAUUUAGUAUAUUUAGUUAUACCUGACAUUUCUUUAUUUCGAUUAAAGAAGAUAAUUUAUUUUCAUGGGAUCAUUUUUUUACGGCUUCAGUUCAGAAACAGAGCAGAGACACAGGCUACUGAUUCUUUAGGCGUCUGUCGUUAACCUGAGGCCAAAAGAAUCACUUCUCUUUGCAAAGUGCCACUCGAGACCAGACACAAUGCUGAAACUGCACAAUACAAAUGUUUGACAAAGCUGAGUCUGCUGUCUUUGUUUCUAUGAAACAAACAAAUCAUAAGAUGUUUCAUAUUUGAAUGAUCUCACUCCCUAAAUAUAUCAUUUCAAAAAUAGAUUGUCUUUAAAUCCUUUUGUACAAUAUAAGGUAAAGUUGCCUGUGUUGGCUUCACAUGUGAAAUGUUUCAUCCCAAAAGGAUUUUGGUCUCAAAGUCAGAGCACUUUGGAUUUUGAAUUCCUCACUUAAAUAUGUGUUUACAAAAAUAAAAUAAAAUCAUUUGUGAUUCUAAAUUAAACGAAAAUGAAUAUAUUCAAAAGGAUACGUCCUUUUGGAAUGAAACUUCAAAUGAGUUACAAGUCAUUCCAUAUCAGCUGCGUUUUGUGUCAUGCAAAAUCCAAAAUUGUUAUUAAAUACAUUUAUUUUCUAUGCA
Messenger RNA from Hippoglossus stenolepis (Pacific halibut), 4892 nucleotides. RefSeq names its product selenocysteine insertion sequence-binding protein 2-like. Gene Ontology annotation, biological process: selenocysteine incorporation. Gene Ontology annotation, molecular function: selenocysteine insertion sequence binding; ribonucleoprotein complex binding; mRNA 3'-UTR binding. NCBI's taxonomy places the organism in Eukaryota, Metazoa, Chordata, Actinopteri, Pleuronectiformes, Pleuronectidae. The transcript has 18 exons. The coding region runs from base 210 to 2582 and encodes 790 amino acids. Gene Ontology annotation, cellular component: ribonucleoprotein complex. The record is from RefSeq and is a predicted model, not a curated record.